AUGAUCUAUAAAAUCAAACAUGGUGAUCAUAUAGAAAUUACUGAUUCAAUAAAAGAUCUUUUCUCAACAUUAUCAUCAGAUCCAUUAAUUAAUAAUAAUAAUAAAUUUAAAUAUAAAGAUGAAGAUUAUUUAGAAAUUAUUGAAUUAUUAAUGAAACAUAGAAGAGAUGAAUUUGAAGCUACUGAUUUAAUAAAUACAGCAGUCAUUAGUUCUCCAGAUAUUAUUAGAUUAUUAGUUAAUGAACCAUACUCAGUUAUAAUUUAUCCAACAACAUUUGAAUUUGCAAUUAUAAAUUCAAAUUUAGAAACAAUCAAGAACUAUGAAGAAUUUAAAAGAAAAUCAUUAUCAUUAGCAACUCAAAGAAAAACUUUUAAAACUACAAUCACUGAAUACAUUUUUAAUAAUCCAUCAUUAUAUUCAAUACCACCACCAUUAUCAUUAAUAAAUAAACAACAACAACAAGAACCAUCAACAAAUAAAAGAUUAAAACUAUCUGAAACUUUAGAUUCAAAUUUAAAAAAUAAUGAUAAUGAUAAUGAUAAUGAAAAUAAUAAUUAUGAAGAAAUAAAGUAUGGAUAUAUUAAAUUAAAUAAAUUUAUAAAAUUAAAAUCAAGCAAUUUAUUAAAAUCAUUUAUGGAAUUAGAUAUAGUAGUUUUAAGUGAAACUGCAACAGAUUUUAAUUCAUUUCUCAAAAUGCACCAUACAUAUGAAAGAUUACAAGUUGGUAUUAAAAUUAUUCUAAAGUAUGAUAACACAAUUUCAGAUAUAAAAAAAAGAGAAGAAAUUUUAGAAGAAAUCAAUAAAAUUGAUAGAAAUAAUGAAACAGGUUUUAAUAAAUUAAAAGAAUUGAGAAAAUUAGUAGCAAUAGAAUUCCCAAAUCAAAAAAACUUUUAUUUCUAUUAUUGGAAAUCUUAUCGUGAGAAUAUUAAAAAACUUGGUAAAAUUCCUAAAAAAUCAGGUUCUCAUAUUAAUAUACAAACUUUUGAACACCUUCUUUUUCAAGAUGAAAUAAACAAUUAUCAAACCAAUACCCAAGAAGGUGAUGAAAAUAUAGAACAAGUAGAAUUAUUAUCAUAUAUUACAGAUUCGGAUAGUGAAGGUGAUAAUGAUGUUGAACUAGAAUAUUUAAUAAUUAGAGAUGAAUUAUUUAAUUUCUCAAAUAGAUUUAGAAAAAUAACAUCAACAUUUUGUGAUAUAUCCAAUAGAUAUUCAGAUUUACUCAAUUCAUAUUUAAAAGCAAUUAAAGAAUGUAAUAUAGAAAAAUUAGAAGAGAUUGAUACAAAUAAUCCAAUGGUUUAA
Dictyostelium discoideum AX4 is the source of this 1299-nucleotide messenger RNA. RefSeq lists its product as hypothetical. The record is from RefSeq and is a predicted model, not a curated record. Lineage: Eukaryota; Evosea; Eumycetozoa; Dictyosteliales; Dictyosteliaceae. The coding region runs from base 1 to 1299 and encodes 432 amino acids. The transcript has 2 exons.